AUGGCGGCCCUCUACAGCAUCUUGGCGCACCGAGCAGCACGGGGGGCUUCGCGACUUCAUAAUAAGGUCCCCAGGCUGGGUGUAUCCGUCCCCUCUGCUGACCGCCGUACCGCAGUUUACAGCUUCUCGCGGAGCCCGCGGGAGUCUGUGCAUCAGUUUCCGCCCGUUCGCCAUGUUUUUCCGUUCCGCUUCCGCCAAUUCUCAGCUUCCGCCGCCAGCAGCGCCCCCGGAACCCUUCCGCCCCCCGCUUACCCCACUGCGCCGCCGUCCCCGUCCCUCUCCGCCUCCCCUUCGCCUUUGCGCUCUCACGGGGAAGGGAUGGUUCUUGAAAGGGCGGCGAUUUCCACGGCGGAAUUCACGGCGCAUUUCAUGGACGGGGGAGUGGAGGAGGUGUUGGAGUCGCGUUUCAUCAACGUGGCAGCUUCUGCCACGCCAGCCGCAUCCGCGUCGUUUUGGCCGGGAACGGGUCAGCAAAUCAGCACGCGCCACGUGGCAGGGCGCCGUGACGGACAGCCCUCUGCUUCGUUUAGCGCCGGCGGGCGCGGCGAGUUAAGGGGCACGGAUGUGAAAGAUGACGGGAGCACGGGGGGAGGGGAAGGGCGCGCGGAGGUGCUCGAAGGCGGAGGGGAAUCGGGGGUACGGGGGGAGGCGUUGGGUGAAAAAAGCCGCGCACCAGAGGUGGAAACCGCGCCCAGCCUUCAAUCAGAGCGCAGCAUGGCGGAACAUAUCGGGGCAGUGCGCGGAGACAUGCAGGGGGCAGGCGCGCGGGGAGAAAAGGGGGAGGCGGAGGAAGGGGGGAAGCGGGAAGGUGCGGGUGGGGAUGGGAGCGGGGGAGGACCAGGGGGGAAUGGGCGGCGAGGGGAGGAGGCGGUGUGGGUAGAUGAUUUGGAUGGGAAGGGGUAUGUGAGUCUUGGUCGACCUACUAAUGUGGAGGUUGGAAGCACAGAAGGAUUGCUGGGGGACCUUGCACACGUGGCACCUAUGGAUAGGCUGGAUUCUGCCAGGCUGGCAGAACCUGAACCCGAACCUGCCGCAGACACGGGCGGCGAAACCGGCACCGCCACAGCUCCAGAGACAGACAAAACCGCCAGCUGUCCUCACGCUGCGACAGGAUUGGUGGACGCGGGCGGCGGGAAGGUGGUGAAUGCGAUGGGGAUGAGAGUGAGGAUUAAAGCCGAGGCGGAGCAGACGGGGGGGUCUUACAGUGUGAUUGAGUAUGAGGUUCCGGCAAGGGAAGGAUCAGAGGAGCACAUUCACACGCGGGAGCACGAGGCAUGGUUUCUGCUGGACGGACAGAUGACGUGGACCAUCGAGAAAGAGACCUAUCAAGCCAGCCAGGGCAGCUUCAUGCACAUGCCUCUUGGCCGGGCGCAUUCUUUCCGCAACAAUUCCGACCGACCUGCCCGGAUGCUGGUGGUCUGUAUGCCGGGCGGGCUGGAGAAAUAUUUCUUGGAAAUUGGAGAUCCUGAGGAGGCAGCUGAAAAGGCACCUGAGCAGUCACCUGGUGGUGCUGUGCAUAAGCCUGUGGUGGAGCAGGCAAAGCUUCAGAAUGCCAUAAAGAAAGCAAUGCUCUAUGGUCUAGUGUACCCCAAAGGUGCAGCUGCAUAG
This is a messenger RNA of Closterium sp. Naga37s-1, 1608 nucleotides long. The record is from the annotation of a GenBank genome assembly. NCBI's taxonomy places the organism in Eukaryota, Viridiplantae, Streptophyta, Zygnematophyceae, Desmidiales, Closteriaceae.